ACGAGAGCGUGUUUUGCUGCAUGUUCAAUAUAUUACGACUUUUGCAUAUUAAAUAUUGCCUUGUUUGUUGUGAGUUGCGAUAGUUUUAAUGCGAUAAUGACGGAAAGGAACGACACGCUAAGCUCAACUCAUCGGACUGACCCAAUCGAAGAUACGGAUGCUAAUAAGCAGGAAAUACCCAGUGAACAGUAUAACUCAACAGAUAUCUACUAUCGGUGUCGCUCUCCAAGCUGCUCUGACGACGAUGACGAGGAGGAUGAUCCAUAUCAGGAAUGUUUUAUGAAUGCCUGGCGAUCAGCGCCCGCCACCUCCGAUGAAGAGGACGACGAACCGGUUGUCGAGUUUAACCAAUUGCUACAUCCCGACGCUAAACCAUUUUCACUCAUGGACGAUUCGGAUCUAUGGGACUAUAUGGACGAAAGUGAACUCAAAGAGCGACUUAAGAACCAGCCCCGGUUGCUGGAAGAAAUAACACGUAAACGAAAGCGCCGGAUGCUGGACGACGAAUGCAAGCCGGAUGAUGAUGAUCUGAGUGAAGUGCUGGAUAGGUUUGUAAAGUAUGUCCGCACGGAGUCAACAAACACACACGACGAUUGGGAGAACACUUCGGGAUGUUAGAAAUCUGACUUAGAGACCUGAGAAACUGGCCGAUGGUGAUGGAUGGUAGGGGAAUCGAUAAUGUUAAGACGAAAUACUUUUAUUAUGCAACGAAGACUGUGACUGUUAUUGAUACAUUUUGUUUUAGUCUAGCCUAAGACUAGCUAAGUCUUCCUUGGCAAUGAUAUAGAGAUUUCAGAUAUGCCAUAAUUCUCUAUUUUUGUGAUGGAUUAUUCUAUUUUGAACGGACUGAAAUGAACUUUUAUUUGAAUAAAAAUGAGUGCUCUG
Molecule: messenger RNA, 885 nt
Organism: Anopheles cruzii
Lineage: Eukaryota; Metazoa; Arthropoda; Insecta; Diptera; Culicidae
Exons: 2
Coding region: 97-618 (173 amino acids)
Source: RefSeq, a predicted model, not a curated record